Messenger RNA from Gossypium arboreum, 1371 nucleotides. RefSeq lists its product as uncharacterized. The coding region runs from base 1 to 1371 and encodes 456 amino acids. Gene Ontology annotation, molecular function: nucleic acid binding; RNA-DNA hybrid ribonuclease activity. NCBI's taxonomy places the organism in Eukaryota, Viridiplantae, Streptophyta, Magnoliopsida, Malvales, Malvaceae. The record is from RefSeq and is a predicted model, not a curated record. The transcript has 3 exons.
AUGGGAUUUCGGGAUUUAUGGUUGUUUAAUAAAGCCUUAUUAGCUAAGCAAGUUUGGCGACUUUUGGCUCAACAUGGUUGUCUCUUAGCAAAGGUUUUUAAGGCACGUUAUUAUCCUCAUUCUAAUGUUUUGUCAGCUAGAAUUGGUUCAUAUCCAUCGUUUACCUGGAGAAGUAUAUGUAGUGCUAAGGAGUUGAUUAAAGACGGAUUACUCUGGCGGAUUGGUAAUGGUGAAGAUGUGAACAUUUGGAACGACCCAUGGCUGCCUGGCCCUGGAAACAAUAGAUUGUCAGUUCAGAGUAUCAGUACUACUUGGACUACUGUGGAUCAAGCUCAAGACACGUUGGUUUGGCGUCAUGACACCACUAGGGAGUACUCGAUUAAAAGUGGAUAUCGGGCUUUGCUUACAGAGAAGUCACAGUGUUCUAAGUACAAAUCAGCUGUUAUAGACAACAAUAAGAAUUUCUACAAGUUGCUUUGGGAAUUACAGCUUCCCUCUAAACUAAAAAUUUACAUGUGGAGAUUGAUUAAUGACUAUGUGCCUCAUUUCACUAAUCUACUCAAGCGGCGACUUUGUGUUGACAAUGCUUGUCCUUUGUGCAAGGAGUCUCCAGAGGAUUCUGAUCACUUAUUGUGGUACUGUGAUAUUAUACGACAACUGUGGCACUUUUUGAAUAUUCCAAUCGCUCUCAUCAGGAACACAUUGGAUUGCAAGAAUCAAGUUGCUCUUUGGUUUAAACGAAACAAGGCCGUUCACGAAGGUCUAAAGUUUUCUUUGCAGGAUAUUUUGAUGUUUGUUCAAAGGUAUACACAGGAGUUAAGGUUGAGUUAUACUACUAUUGGUCAGCCUAGCAAUAAAGGGAAAGAAAUUUGGCAACCUCCCAACCCUGGGGUUAUUAAAUUAAAUUUUGUCACCUCUUUUAAUAGUGAUUCUAAUUCUUCUAUUGCUUCUGUUAUUGCUCGAAAUGCAGAGGAUAAAAUAAUGGGUGCAUGCACUUACCCUUAUAAAGUUGUUGUAAAUGCCUUUGUUGUAGAAGCUAGGGCUUGUGAGUGGGCUAUCCUGUUUGCGAUUGCCAUGGGUUUCAGGUCGGUCCUUCUGGAAGGAGAUUCUUUAACUACUAUUAUAAAACUCAGUUCUAGUAGGGAAGAUAGAUCUAUACUCAGGCCAAUUUUACAGCAUAUUCGGAUAUUGGAAGGCCAAUUUGAGAAAGUGUCUUACUAUUUCGUUCCGCGUGGUGUUAAUAGAGCGGCUCACUCAUUGGCUAUGGAGGGGCGUGGACGAUCUUUAGCAUGCUUUUGGGUUGAAGAAAUUCCUGCUUCUGUGGAAAAAAUAGUGGAGGUGGACUGGGCUUGCUGUCUUUGUCAUCAGUAA